AUGGCAAGUAAUGAUAAUGGAAAUGAUACUAUGAUAAUAUCAAUUCGAUUAAUACGUUCAUUUGAACAUCGAAAUAUGCGUAAUUUAGUAUUACGUUCUAUCGAUUCAUCUGGACAAAUGACUGGUAAAGAACUCAAACAACGUAUUCUAACAAUGUUACCAAAUGAAAACUUACCACCACCAUUUAAAACAUUUUCCUUCGAUACAUUGAAAAUCGAACACUAUCCACAUCAGUCCAAGAGUAAUGAUGUUGUAAUUCGUCGAGACGGUGAUGAUCGUUUAAUAAUCGAAGAUGAUAAACAUCUAUGUGAUUAUAAUAUAGUCGAAGGCACUGAAAUUGCAUUUUUUAAAUACAGUGAUUAUGAAGUCUAUAAAAAAAAUCCUGCUAUGACAAUGGAUUAA
This is a messenger RNA of Adineta steineri, 402 nucleotides long. The record is from the annotation of a GenBank genome assembly. NCBI's taxonomy places the organism in Eukaryota, Metazoa, Rotifera, Eurotatoria, Adinetida, Adinetidae.